Beta vulgaris subsp. vulgaris (sugar beet) is the source of this 1593-nucleotide messenger RNA. Its product is annotated as salicylic acid-binding protein 2. Gene Ontology annotation, molecular function: methyl jasmonate esterase activity; methyl indole-3-acetate esterase activity; methyl salicylate esterase activity. The record is from RefSeq and is a predicted model, not a curated record. Lineage: Eukaryota; Viridiplantae; Streptophyta; Magnoliopsida; Caryophyllales; Amaranthaceae. The transcript has 3 exons. Bases 65 to 853 code for a protein of 262 amino acids. Gene Ontology annotation, biological process: jasmonic acid metabolic process; salicylic acid metabolic process.
UACUUUCUUAUUGUCUAACACUUAUGUAUGCUCCUUACGUUUAGGAGAGACAAAAAAAGAGAAAAUGGAAAACACCUUGUACAAGAAGCAUUUUGUACUAGUACAUGGCUCAUGCCAUGGCGCAUGGUGCUGGUACAAGCUUAAGCCGAUGAUAGAGACCGCAGGACACCGCGUAACGGUGCUUGACAUGGCGGCUUCAGGGAUCAACCCCAAGAAUAUCGAUGAACUUCAAACUCUUCGUGAUUACUCUGAGCCAUUGAUUGAAUUCAUGAAGUCUGUUCCUGAUGAUCAGAAAGUGAUACUUGUUGGGCAUAGCUAUGGAGGGCUCAACAUAUCAGUGGUUAUGGAGAUGUUCCCUCACAAAAUUCAUGUUGCUGUUUUUCUCGCAGCUUUUAUGCCUGAUUCUCGCCACACCCCUUCCUUUAUUUUUGAUGAGUUCACUGCAAGACUGCCACCAGAUUACUGGUUGGACACUAAAUUCAAGAGCUCCGGUGACCCGAAGGAGACCCCUACAACAUUUCUUUUUGGUCCACAGUUCUUAUCUAAGCUCUAUCGCCUGUCUCCGGUUGAGGAUUUGGAGCUUGCUUUGACAUUGGUAAGGCCAACAUCAUUGUUUCUUAAUGAUCUUUGGAGGCCAGAAACUAAGCUUUCCAAGGAGAGAUAUGGAUCGGUGAGGCGCGUCUAUGUGAUUGCCCAAAAAGAUGAAGCAAUACCUCCACCCUUUCAAUGGUGGAUGAUUCAGAAUGACGGAGUGAAAGAGGUGAGGGAGCUUAAAGGCUCGGAUCACAUGGCCAUGUUUUCCGUCCCCAAACAGCUCUUUCAUUACCUUUUGGAGAUAGCCCGUUGGCCAUAAUAACAUAAUAAUCCUCGUUCUGGAAUUUAUAAUCACGUUGAUUGUAAUUUGAACUCGAAUUCCUCUGUAUGCACAAAAAUUAAGAAUAAAUAUAAAAUAAGUGCAUAAAAUGCUUCUCAAAGAAUUGCACAACUGUACUCUGAGUACUGCAAGCUUAAGCUUUAGCUUAGUUCCAGGACUACAUAUCAACUCGAUUGAUCAUAGGUAUUAGUAUCUGCACCAAGAGGGCUUUUGCUCGCACCCUACUUUACAUGAAGAGGUAAUAAUAUACAGACAAAAUAUGAGGAUGUACUAAAUGCUAUGCCAGAAAAUCUGGGACCAACUCUCUUCCUCCUCUCAAGAAUGUACUCUUAAAUCUUAAUUACCUUCAAAGGAAGCCUGUCUGUCAUGACUCAUCUCCUAUCCCACAGACACGUCGCCAGGAUACCUUGGUGAAAGAUUUAUAUUAGGAACCCAAAUUGACAGAUUGAUUUGAUUCCCUCGUUCUGUAGCCGACAAGGCAAGGAAUUUGAAUUGUCGCUGAGUAAGAAUUAUGAACAUCACCUAUUAAUUCGUGUCACUAUGUACCGUCCUUUCUCCAAAUCAUAAAUAGUUUUCAAGUAUGGUUUCCUCCAAUGAGAAGCAUAACAAGCUGUAAAGAUCAACAAGAAUGCCACACCCACAAUCAAGAAAACGUUAGGGAAGUCGCUGGUUAGAGAAGCCAUCCACCCGUGGUUUGCUCCAUUGGUAGCAGCCGUUGU